AUGGGAAAUCACACACAAGUGACAGUGUUUAUCCUGGCAGGUUUGACUGAUGAUCCACAAUUGAAAGUUGUGCUAUUUGUCUUCCUGCUUCUCACCUACCUGCUAAGUGUCACUGGCAAUCUGCUCAUCAUCACACUCACCCUGGUGGAUAUCACCCUCAAGACCCCCAUGUAUUUUUUCCUUCGGAAUUUUUCCUUCCUAGAAAUUUCCUAUACUACCACAUGCAUUCCCAAAUUGUUGGUUGCUAUGGCAACUGGGAACAAAACCAUUUCCUUUAAUUGUUGUGUUACUCAAGUGUUUUUUGCCUUCCUUCUUGGUGCAUCUGAAUUUUACUUGCUGGCAGCCAUGUCCUAUGACCGCUAUGUUGCCAUCUGUAAGCCCCUGCACUACACAACCAUCAUGAGCAGUAAGAUCUGCAUGCAACUUGUCUUCUGUUGUUGGCUUGCUGGGUUUUUUGUCAUCUUUCCACCUCUCCUCUUAGGCAUAAACCUUGACUUCUGUGCCUCCAACGUUGUUGAUCAUUUCUACUGUGAUACAACUCCCCUGCUGCAGAUCUCCUGCUCAGACACACAGCUCUUAGAGACCAUGGGAUUCAUUUCUGCAUCAGUGACACUUGUGGUCACGUUGGUAAUGGUGAUAAUAUCAUACAGCUUUAUUGCAUUAACAAUUCUAAACAUCCCUUCAACUAAUCAUAAGAAAAAGGCUUUUUCAACAUGUUCCUCUCACAUGAUUGUGAUAUCUCUUUCUUAUGGCAGCUGUAUUUUCAUGUACUUUAAGCCGUCAGUCAAACAAAGAGUAUCUUUUUCCAAGGGAAUUGCAGUGCUCAAUACCUCCAUUGCCCCACUUUUAAAUCCUUUCAUUUACACUUUACGGAACCAUCAAGUGAAAAAAGCCUUCAUGAACAUGAUACAAAGGGUUGUUUCUUUCUCAAGCAAAUGA
Prionailurus viverrinus (fishing cat) is the source of this 939-nucleotide messenger RNA. Its product is annotated as olfactory receptor 6C74-like. The coding region runs from base 1 to 939 and encodes 312 amino acids. Gene Ontology annotation, molecular function: olfactory receptor activity; G protein-coupled receptor activity. Gene Ontology annotation, biological process: G protein-coupled receptor signaling pathway. Gene Ontology annotation, cellular component: membrane. The record is from RefSeq and is a predicted model, not a curated record. The transcript has a single exon. Lineage: Eukaryota; Metazoa; Chordata; Mammalia; Carnivora; Felidae.